CCCGCCUUCGGCUGUGUGCAACCUCCUUCUUCCCUCCUCCGUCGAUCCCUUCGACCACGGCAAUACCUCCCGAGUUACCCCGCUUCCCUCCUUCUAUUCCUCUCUCGGUCCCUCUCCUCUCCGAGCACCGCGUGUUACUCGACUCCCACCAUCGUCGAAGCUCUCGGAGGCACCUCCGCUACUCUCCGCUGGGCACCUGGCCGCGCGCGGUGGCAUGCGCUGCUGAAUCACUUUCACUUAUGCCGUGCGCUGUGUUGGUUAUACGCCAGAACGUUUCUCUCUCGCUCUUGCUCCUGGUCCCGCACUCGACCCGUGGCCGUCGGUAAAGGGACGCGUGCGCUCUCCUUCUCUCCUCUCCUCUACUCUAUUAACCACCGAAACAAGCCAAGGGAGUCUGACGCGCGACGGUGGUGUGUGCGCGCCUCUCGCCGUUCUCCCGGUUCUGCCAAUUUUAUUUUACUCCGGACGGUGUCACGGUGAAGCGCGUAUCUGUGUUAUACACCGGGCAAAGCGCGUCGCCGCGUUAUACCGCGUUAUACCGCGUCAACCAGAGAGUGCCCAUGUCGUGCCGUAAUUCGUUUUGUAAAUCGUGUUACCGCCGCCGUUGACGCGUGGAGUGUCCGCAACAGCCUGUGUUGUAUUUAUCAUCGACGCAACGGAAUAUCUGAUAUCUGUUCACGGGGGGGCCAGUCGGGCGUGGAUCGAAAGGGAGAACGUGAAAAUAGUCGAUGCAGCUCGCGCUCUUUUUUCGCGUUCACCACUCGUGAUCGUCGUCGUUUUUUGCCACUGUGAUAUAUGUGACGUGUGCCGUGUCUCACGAGACGGUCUCCCGACACUACCUACCUCCAUAUGUCGACGGUAGGGCGGCCGAGGGGAGGGGGCGGGCCCUUCGGGAAAGCAACGAGGCAAGAAGACAACUAGUCGUACGCAGAUAGUCACACUGUCAAGUCGUAUGAUCUGACAACUGGACGAUUAUCUCUCUCUUUCUCGUUCUUGUCCACGGUAGUUGUCUACCUUCUCGCCGUCGUCGGACUUCAAGCAUCCCCCGUCUUUUCGUCACGGAUACAUACAUAUAUAUUUGGAUUGCAGUGUGUGUGCGUUUACUCGUAUCCGGCUUACCCUGUCUAACAAUACACCGUGCCGAUUAUUUUGUGUCAAACGCCGUGACUCAAACUUAAAUCUCGCCUCCGCGCAUGUGUGAUCGUUCGAUAACGUUACCAGCAAUUCGCGCGUCUCAUGAAACAACGAUCCGAUUGUUUCCUCCGCGUCGGUGAUCCAGAUCGAAAUUGUUCACCGCCUCGCGUGGACGGUCAGUUCGAACCUCGUGUGUGAUCGUUGUUAUACGCUCCGUGUCACAUUCUCUGCUAUCAGUGGUCGGGCUCGGAGAAAGAUACAAAUUGUGGUUCCGCGAGCAAUUACGAAGACGUAGCGAAAAGGCAUGCAACAGUGACAAGCAACAAUUUUUUUUCACGCAACGCCGGCGAACGCACAUUUCGUUACAUUACAAUGGUUCGGACGUAGUAACAUCGUUGAAAAGGGAAAUUCAUUAUCUGCGGUGGUGCGCGAUGGUUUUUUUCGUAAACAUGUGCCGUAGAAAAACGUGACUGGUGAUCGAUAUUAAACAUCCGUGCCAAGGGAAUAUAUAACAGUGUGUUUGCUCUCGGAGCUAUAUGUCGUCGUUAUCGUCAUCCUCGUCGUCGUCGUCGUCGUCGUCGUCGUCGUCAUCAUCAUCGUCGUCGUCGUCGUCGUCGCCGUCGUCGUCGUCGUCGUCGUCGUUGUCGUCGUAUCAUCAGUGUUACUGACAACAUCAUACGCAGCCGGUUGUACCAUAGUACACGCGAGUACUACGACCUUGAGCGACGUGCACCGUUACGCACUGCAACUGGAAAGAGAGAAUAAAAAACCGCCGCUGUUCUGUCGCAUUUACGCGCCACAGGAACAACUGCAUCCAUCGUACCUACCCACCACCGUGUCUAAAAUCGGUCCCAUCAAACAAUUCAUAUAUGAACCGAUACGCAACAAGCACGUUCCUCCGUGCGGUACUUGCGCAAGGGUGAUAUGUUAUUGGAGAUGGAGCAGCAUUCAGGCCUGAUAUCACUGAAUAUGUCGCCGUUCCACAUAAGCCCUCAGGGUAGUCCCCAACAUGCUGCCGGUGCCGGCCAGCAGCAGCAGCAGCAGGCGCAGCAACAGCAACCGCAAUACGGUUCCUCGCCGUACGGCAAUUGCGCUCAAAGUCCACCUACGACCAUGUGUCACCAGUCCCAGUCGCAGCAGCAACCGCAGCAACAGCAACAAUUGUCGAUACACGGUCAACAGGCUCACACGCAGGGUGGGAUCUCCAGUUUCGACGCUGCGUUCUUCGAUUCGACCGCUCUGGAGGAAAGAUGUCCGAUGUGCGGCGAUAAAAUGUCCGGCUAUCAAUACGGCCUGCUGACGUGCGAGUCGUGUAAAGGGUUCUUCAAACGAAACAAUUCGCCGUGCAGUAACAAGAAAGUAUACACGUGCUUGUUCUCGCCAACGGGAGGUGGGGGAGGCGGCGGAGGCGGCGGCGGUGGCGGUGGCAGUGGUAGCGGAAGCGGCGGUGGAAACAGCGGCAACGGAGCCGGGAGCGGCACCGGAGGUAACGGAGGCAACAAUGGCGCGGCGAACGGUGCCGGGGGUGGCUGCGGCACGUCAACGGCCCUCGAGAGUAGCGGCAGCAGUUACAGUGCCGGCGGCGGUGGCGCCGGUUCCGGGGGAGCGAGCGGUGCUGGUGGCGCGGGUGCCCCUGGCGGCAGUGGGCCCACCGCAGGAAACGCCGCUGCUGGCGGCGGUGGUAGCGGUGGUGGCGCGUCCGGAGACGCCGGAAGCGGCGGCAGCUCCGCUACGGUAAGCGGCAAUGUCGCCCAACCAACCAUACCGACGACUACUACGUAUUCAUUACCAACUGGUACCCUAUGUCAUCCUGGAUUGGGUCAGGUCGGGGUUGGCGUCGUCACCGGUUCGAUACCCUGCCCGUCUGAGUUCCCCGACACCAAGGACAUCAUCAUCAUAGAAGAAUUCUGUCCGGUCUGCGGCGACAAGGUAUCCGGGUACCACUACGGGCUACUUACCUGCGAAUCCUGCAAGGGUUUCUUCAAGCGCACCGUCCAAAACAAGAAGGUCUACACGUGUGUUGCCGAGAGGUCCUGUCACAUCGACAAAACGCAAAGGAAGCGGUGUCCCUACUGCCGUUUUCAGAAGUGCCUCGAAGUUGGCAUGAAACUUGAAGCCGUGCGAGCGGACCGGAUGAGAGGUGGUAGGAAUAAAUUCGGACCUAUGUACAAAAGAGACCGAGCGCGGAAGCUACAAAUGUUAAGACAACGGCAGCUGGCACUGCAAACGAUACGCGGCAGCCUCGGUGAUCCGUCGAACUAUCCCUCCGCCGUAACGCCUUUCCUGCAUAUUAAACAGGAGAUACAAAUACCUCAGGUCUCGAGUCUAACAUCUUCCCCAGAUUCGAGUCCAUCCCCCGCAGCCGUGGCCGCUGGUCUGGUCACGACACAGGCGGGUAGCGGGGCCGGUCAGCAUCAAAUGAUCGCACCGUCCUCCCAGCCAAACAUUUCUGGCGGUAAUCACCUGCACAACCUCAACCCUGGCCUGGAUAGCAAGCUGUGGGCUGCCAACUCCACCACCCCGAGCCCGAAGGCCUUCAACUUCGGCGAACAGUCCACGCAGCCUCACGGUUCCGUACCCUCAAGCGCCACAUUGAAAACUAGUCCGAUGAUACGGGAGUUCGUGCAAACGGUCGACGAUCGCGAGUGGCAGACAUCACUUUUCGGACUGUUGCAAAAUCAAACGUACAAUCAGUGUGAAGUGGACUUGUUCGAAUUAAUGUGCAAAGUGCUCGAUCAAAAUCUGUUCUCACAGGUGGACUGGGCAAGGAAUUCGGUGUUCUUCAAGGAUCUCAAGGUUGAUGACCAAAUGAAGUUGCUACAGCACUCCUGGUCGGAUAUGUUGGUGCUUGACCAUCUUCAUCAGAGGUUACAUAAUAAUCUACCCGACGAGACUAUACUUCAUAAUGGCCAAAAGUUUGAUCUCCUUUGCCUCGGCCUACUUGGAGUUCCUUCCUUAGCAGACCUUUUCAACGAUUUGUCGACUAAACUUCAAGAGCUCAAAUUCGAUCUUUCGGAUUAUAUAUGCAUGAAAUUUCUGAUGCUGCUCAAUCAUGAUGUUCGUGGAUUGGUUAACAAAAAACACGUACAAGAAGGUCAUGAGCAAGUCCAACAAGCCCUUUUGGAUUACACCUUGACAUGUUAUCCUUCUAUACCGGAUAAGUUUAACAAGCUGUUAGCAGUAUUACCAGAAAUCCACGUGGUACGAGCAGGGGAGAAGAUCAUCUUUACCAGAAGCAUUGUAGUGGUGGAGCACCGACUCAAACCCUUCUUAUGGAGAUGCUUCACGCGAAGAGAAAAUGAAACGAUAGAUUCGUUUGGCACUUUUGCCAUAAGUUAGUCCGUUGCUGUAUCUCAAAAAUAAAGAUAAUGCCCCUUAUUUUCAGAGUGGACCUCAAGUACCUAUUAAGAGCUAACGUUGCUUAGGUAUAUGGACCAAGUCAAGGGGCCCUGGUUCAGUAAAUACCUAACGCAAAAAACAAAUCAAGUAUAGACGUACAUACUUUACAUAUAUACAUAAUAUAUGUAUUAUAAAAUGUAUCUAAAUAUAUAUAAACAUAAUGACAUAUAUUUUCUAUAUUUGAUGUUGAAGUUUUAGAGAUGUAUCCAUGGAGAAUUAAAUUUACCCCGUAUCGGUGGGUAAGAAGCGCAGGGAAACAGUAAGCAAGAUGCCUUGAAAACAGUACAAAGGGUGGUUAAACAAAAUAUUGGUCAAAGGGCAGGCAACUUUUAUCUAAAUAAAUAAAGCUAUUUUUCUAAUACUAGAAGCGAUUAUUUUUAAGCGUACAUACCACUGAAGCCUUGCUCUCAUUUUAACAAAACAAACGAUAAUCUUAAUAGUAACGAGCGAACGAAUGAAAUCGUUCGCUCCUCAGUCAAUCGUGCUUCUGCAAGGGAUUCAAUGGGCAUACUUGAACGACAGCAAAAAAAGUUUCAUGUGAUAUACUUAUACUAUACAUACAUAUAUAUAUGUCGCACGGCCACCUGGGCAUCCUUAGAACUUCCUAUGAGAAAACAAAUCUGCAUUUUGUCACACUUGCACACAGCAGGGCUACUAUUAUUGUAAAUACUAGUUAACACAUUCCAAUUACGUUGUAAAGCAUGAAACAUGUUAAAUAUGUAAUUAUAAUGAUUUGUGUAUAGUUUAAUGAAAUAAAAUAUAUUUCUGUUGCUUA
Molecule: messenger RNA, 5308 nt
Organism: Ceratina calcarata
Lineage: Eukaryota; Metazoa; Arthropoda; Insecta; Hymenoptera; Apidae
Gene: ftz-f1
Product: ftz transcription factor 1
Biological process (GO): tissue development; regulation of transcription by RNA polymerase II; hormone-mediated signaling pathway
Cellular component (GO): RNA polymerase II transcription regulator complex
Molecular function (GO): RNA polymerase II cis-regulatory region sequence-specific DNA binding; zinc ion binding; nuclear receptor activity
Source: RefSeq, a predicted model, not a curated record